AUUUUCAUGAAGCUUUUGUUUUUCAGUUUUCAGUUGACCAAAGAAAUGGUGAUGGAGAAGCCAAGUCCCCUGCUGGUCGGGCGGGAAUUUGUGAGGCAGUAUUAUACUCUGCUCAAUCAGGCACCUGACUAUCUUCACAGGUUUUAUGGAAAGAAUUCUUCUUAUGUCCAUGGUGGCUUGGAUUCUAAUGGAAAACCAGCUGAUGCUGUCUAUGGGCAAUCUGACAUCCACAAGAAGGUGCUGUCACUGAACUUUAAAGACUGCCACACAAAGAUCCGUCAUGUGGAUGCCCAUGCUACUCUUAAUGAUGGUGUUGUAGUCCAGGUGAUGGGAGAACUCUCCAAUAACAUGCAGCCAGUGCGCAGAUUCAUGCAGACGUUUGUACUUGCUCCUGAGGGUUCUGUUGCUAACAAGUUUUAUGUCCAUAAUGACAUCUUCCGCUAUCAAGAUGAGGUUUUUGGUGAUUCGGACACUGAGCCUCCAGAGGAAUCUGAGGAGGAGGUGGAGGAACCUGAGGAAAGACAGCAGACACCAGAGACAGUUGCUGAUGACCCUGGCACUUACUAUGAGCAGUCUGUCAGCAAUGACUUGGAAGAACAGCUGGAGGAACCGGUAGCAGAACCAGAACCUGAGCCGGAACCAGAACCUGAGCAGGAGCCAGAACCAGAAGUUCAGGAAGAAAAAUCUGAGCCAGUAUUAGAGGAAACUGUUCCCGAGGAGACGGUGGAAAAGAGUCCUUCUCCAGUCCCUGCAGAUCCUGCUCCAGCAGUGCAAGAGGAUUCCAGGACAUUUUCAUGGGCGUCUGUAACCAGCAAGAAUCUCCCGCCCAGUGGUGCUGUCCCGGUAUCAGGAAUACCCCCUCAUGUUGUGAAAGUACCAGCUUCGCAGCCCCGUCCCGAGUCUAAGCCUGAAUCCCAGACUCCACCACAGAGGCCUCAGAGGGAUCAGAGGGUGAGGGAGCAGCGAACAAGCAUCCCGCCACAGAGAGGGCCUAGACCAAUCCGUGAAGGUGAGCAGGGUGACAUGGAAACGAGACGGAUUGUCAGGUAUCCAGACAGUCAUCAGCUGUUUGUUGGGAACCUUCCCCACGAUGUGGAUAAAACUGAACUGAAGGAUUUCUUCCAAAAACUUGGCUCCUCUCUUGCAGAUUAUGGGAACGUCGUGGAACUCCGCAUCAACAGCGGUGGGAAGCUCCCGAACUUUGGGUUUGUGGUGUUUGAUGAUCCCGAACCCGUUCAGAAGAUCCUUAGCAACAGGCCCAUCAUGUUCAGGGGCGAGGUGCGUUUGAAUGUGGAGGAGAAGAAAACACGAGCCGCCAGGGAGGGCGACCGCAGAGACAACCGGCCCCGUGGACCUGGAGGCACUCGGGGAGGGUUGGGAGGUGGGAUUCGAGGGCCUCCACGUGGAGGGAUGUCUCAGAAACCAGGAUUUGGCGCUGGAAGGGGCAUCGGGCAACGCCAGUGAAUGCAUCGAGGAUGUUGGCAGGGUGGCACAAACCCUCGUUCCUGCAGAUUUGUGAAUUUCAGCCUUGGGUAUCUUGGAAUGUGGCCCUAGCCAGUUAUAGACUGCUACGUUUGAUACUAUUUUGGCCCCUUUUUUGUUUUGUUAUGGUUUUGUGAUUUUUUUUUCCUAGUCCUUGUCCCAUAUUCCAGCUUUGUGGAACAAUAUUUUAGGAAAAGUGGAUUUUAAAAAGAAACGAACUGAAGUUCCUUGCUCACUGCAAGCUUAUGGACUGGAUUUUUUUUAUUUGUACGAGUGGUCUGUCCUAAAGGAAUGGGGUUUUUGCCCUAUUCAGUCAGUGGAAUAAUCUUUCACCUGCAUGUGUUCAAGAGCCUGUAGGAAAACCUAGCACUUGGCAAGCAUUUCAAAGCAGGAGAAACUAUUGUCUAUCCCUUGCGGGUAACGUGAACAUCCUUUGGUCUGGCCAUGUUGCCACUUGAAAAAUUGACAUUCGCUCUUCUCUCUGUGGCGCUGUAAAAGUGGAAUAAAAGCUAUCCAUAGAAUCUUUUUUCUUUUGAUACAUGAUCACGAAAAGGAAUUCUAACUACUGUUUUACCACUUGCAAAUUUUGGAUUGUGGGGUAGGUUUUAAAUGUCUAGAACUUGACUCUUAAAACACUUUUCCUGAACUUGUGAAAUUUUUUAUUGAAAUAGGGAGUUUUUUUCAUGUUUUAGUUUGUAUUUGUAUAAAAAAAGCAAAAUUGUUGUGCCUUCUAUUUAUCUCUCAUUCCAGUCUUGGCAAAUUGUUAAAAAAAUAAAAAAAGUCUAGAUUUGCUUUA
Messenger RNA from Pelodiscus sinensis (Chinese soft-shelled turtle), 2278 nucleotides. NCBI's taxonomy places the organism in Eukaryota, Metazoa, Chordata, Testudines, Trionychidae. The record is from RefSeq and is a predicted model, not a curated record.